Paramecium tetraurelia is the source of this 1377-nucleotide messenger RNA. RefSeq lists its product as uncharacterized. The transcript has 4 exons. NCBI's taxonomy places the organism in Eukaryota, Ciliophora, Oligohymenophorea, Peniculida, Parameciidae. The record is from RefSeq and is a predicted model, not a curated record.
AUGUCAGAACAUUAUUUGAGACCCGGAAUAAUCAAAAAUCAAGAAACUACCCCCAAGAGAAUGUUUGUGAAUCAAAAUCAAUCAUACACUCAACAAUAUUUCAAUUAAAGUCCAAUAUGUCACACUCCAGAUAGAGCUAUGAAGCAGCCUUUUCGAAAUCCCAAUUAAAGUAUGUCUGAAGUAUUUCGUCGAUAAUAAUAAAUUCAAUAUCCUCCUACAUAUUAAUCUAGUUAAAUAUCUAUUCAAUAGGAUUUCAAUAAUACUAGCAAAUAGGUUGAUUACAUUAAAAGAUUUGACAAUUCCAUCACUCAAGAUUCUAGUUGGUUUUAAUAGAAAAAUAAUAUCAGUCCGAAUAUACAAUUACAGAGAAUAGAAAGAGAAAGAGAAAAAAAUAAACGAGAUUCAUCAUAACCUUUCUAUGAUAAUAACCAUUAGGUUACUGAUAGAAAUCUAAGACUCAUUAAAUUCGAAGAAAAGGCUUCUGGUAAUAAGAGUGAAUUCGAAAAAGUAAAAUAAGAUUAAAUGAAAUUAAUUAUGCAAGUAGAUGAGUUUAAGAUAAGGAUAAACAAGCAAGACUCAAAAAUAUUAGAACUAGAAAAAUAAAAUAAACAAUUAAAAACUCAAUUAAGUGAAAAAAGUCAAGAAGUGAAAACCCUAUAGUAAUCGCAUAUUCCGUAAUCAAAAUUAUAAGAGAUCUAAGAUUAACAAAUGAAGAAAUUCUAGAAGAUAUACGAGCAAUUAACAUAAUAAAACGAUGAUUUAAGGGAAGAAAAUAAUCAGCUUAAAUUACUCUUAUUAUAGUAAUAAUUAUAAUAAUAAAUUAGAGUUGAUAAUUAUUCCUCUGUUUCGAGAUCAAUUAUCAGUAAAAAGAAUUCAGAAUAAGAAUUUCAAUUGAUCAGCCAACAUGCUAAUAUCAAAGAAAUAAUAAAUCAAUUUCUAUAAGGAACAUCUGAUAAAUUGUUGCAUUUUACACAAGAUCCUUUAAUUUAGAAUAUCUUUAAUUAAUUCAGAGAUAUAAUUAAUUCAUUACUAUUCAAUUAGCAUCAAAAAUUGGACUUUGAGAUGCUCAAAGACACAGACUUUAUGAGAAUGAAAAAAUAAAGUGAGGAUAUCAUUACAGUGCCAGAAUUGAAUUAAAAGGCUGAUCAUCUAAUAAGGGAAAUCAAAUAGAAAAAGGAAUAAAUGGUAUCCUUAAAGGAUGGGGAUUAGAGAAAGAAUGUUCUAAAAGAGGAUAUUGAUAGAUUAUAAAAGGAAUAUGAUGGUAUUCAGAUUCUUGUGACAGAACAAUCAGAUUAUUUGGAUAAAAAUGCUCCUAAUUUGCAUAGAAAUAGUAUAAUCUCAUUUGAUCAAAAUUUUGAUGGUGAGGAAUAACAAUGA